AUGUACACUGUAGCAGUGACCGGUGGUGCUGGUCUCGUUGGUCGCUACGUUGUUCAACGACUUUUGGAGAAUGAGCAAAUCGCUGAAGUUCGAGUUAUUGAUAGACAAAGUACUUCGAGAGAAGAGAGUCGCAAAUUGAAGCUCUACUUGAUGGAUCUGAAUGAUAGGAAACCAUUGGAGAAUGCAUUGUUGGGAUGUGAUGGAGUUAUUCAUUGUGCUCAUGCACCAUUUCCAAUUCUAUAUUCAAAAAAUAAGGCAGAAAUCGAUCAAAUGUGGAGGGAUAAUCUGGAUGCUUGUGAAUCAGUGGUAGAUACAAUGAUUUCUAUGAAUAUUAGAAAUCUGGUUAACAUUGGAUGUGCGUACAGUCCGAUUCCAAAUGAAGAUAACUAUGGACUGGCUCAAGACGUAUUUCUUGAUUAUCCGAGAAACUACAUGUUGGAUAAGUACGGAGAAUCGCGUACUCGAGGUGAAAUGUACGCUAGAAAGGCUGCAAAACGAGGAUCUCUGAAUGCACUUUUCUUGAGACCAACUUUUGUAUACGGUCAAGGAAAGAGUCGAAAAAUCGAGGCGAUCAAAGAGCUGGUACAAAACGCAGCACUCCCAUUUGUGACAGGAGAGAGAAGAGGAAUGCAUCAAUUUAUUUAUGCUGGAAACUUGGCAGCUAUUGCAGAAAAGUCAUUCUUUUGCCUUCUUCAAGAUCAGAAAAAAUUCAAUGGAGAAAUUGUUUUUUGUAUGGAUGAGAACUGUGCACAUUCUAUUAGAGAUUUUUUCGAAAAUCGUUUCCUGAACCCUAACUACUCAAACGAUGUAGCUGUGAACUAUUGGCCAUCAUUUGUGUCGUCUUAUACCACAUACUGGAAGAAUCAACUUGGAUUGCCAGUAUGUUGUGUAUCGCAUACUUGCAACGGGCCGGGCCGGGUUCCUGACAAGUCUCUGAAUCAUGUUUCGUUCCGUCUAUUCUUUGAAAAAACCGUCGGUUUUCCUAAUAAAAAAUUACGUCUGCUUUUGGAUUCAAAACCUGAAAUUUCCCAAGAAGAAGCUUUAGCAAAUUACGCCAACCCCAAGUCAUCAUUCACUACGGACUCAACGAAGAGAUCAGCUGUUAAGGGAUGA
Messenger RNA from Caenorhabditis briggsae, 1113 nucleotides. Lineage: Eukaryota; Metazoa; Nematoda; Chromadorea; Rhabditida; Rhabditidae. Gene Ontology annotation, biological process: steroid biosynthetic process. Gene Ontology annotation, molecular function: 3-beta-hydroxy-Delta5-steroid dehydrogenase (NAD+) activity. The record is from RefSeq and is a predicted model, not a curated record. The transcript has 7 exons. Bases 1 to 1113 code for a protein of 370 amino acids.